Molecule: messenger RNA, 1172 nt
Organism: Sipha flava (yellow sugarcane aphid)
Lineage: Eukaryota; Metazoa; Arthropoda; Insecta; Hemiptera; Aphididae
Exons: 5
Coding region: 270-947 (225 amino acids)
Source: RefSeq, a predicted model, not a curated record
ACGUCACGCGCGCAUUUUUCCUUCAUUUGAACUACACCACUUGCAUAUUCCUUUAAAUAAACAUACAUACGCGCUCACGUACGCGUGAUAUGUAAUGCUGUUGUUCAUGUUCUUAAAACUAUUAACAUCAUCAUCAUGGACAUCACGUUAACAAAUUUACUGUUUUCCGCGCGAAAUCAGUAAAAAUUCAACGACAUAAUACCGAAAGAAAGUAUUGAAAAUUGACAGCACACGAACAAGGAUUUCAACGAGUUUUAAUAUAUAACAACAUGAACUGUGGCAAGGUCGAUUCGUUGUAUUUCGUCCCAGUUGUCGUGUGCGCCGCCGCGUUGUUGCAAUUUGGCCACGCUGCGUACACCGCGGAGCGUUCAAAGUCGUCAGGGCUGUUGUCGUUAGUCGGUGAAACAAUGUCUUCGACGAACGACGUGCCAUUCGAUUGGUCUUCCGAUUACGAGGUGGCCGUAGUGUACAUCACUUCCAUGUGGUCUGAGCUCAUCUCCGGGGAUCCAGAGCACUCGACUUUGCAGGGUAUUAUCGCCAAGAACGGUUAUCUCAGCUAUUGUGUGAGGUUCAAGAUGCAAUUGGCCGCUUGGGCACAGUCCUUACAAGGCAAACAUUACGUGAGCAAAGCGGUUAAAAACGCCGCGUCAAAUUGGUACCGGGCCGUCGACACGCUAUCCCACGAUAAUUGGCAACUGCCCAAAACGUUGGACUUAGAGUCUUUUAAAAAACAAUUUAUGACCACGUACAAGCACCUGGUGUUGAACGGCGGAGAGAUAUACGAGGAGGCAGUCAAUGAACGGACGAGACGAGAUGUGGACGGUUUCACCAGACGGAUCGCGAACGUGCUGAUCGAGACGCUCAGGAAUAUCACGAACCGUUGCCGAAGCAUUCCGAAGACGUACUACGGUACAGGUAACAACGAGAAUCCGAUAUCAGUGUACUGAAAUCGCAACGUCGGUAAGCGUCGUGCCAAAGAGAACCUAGUCCGUUUUGAAUUAUAUUUCGUUCGUUUAAAAAAAAAAAAAAAUAAACCUAAUUAAUUUUAAAUGUUUGUGUUUUAUUUAUUUUAUCGUAAUGUACGAGUAUGCAGGAUUGAGCACUCGUACACCGAUGAAAAAUGUAAUCUACAUCCAUACCAAUAUGACAAUACAAUGCACAUUACAGAUUGA